CUAGACCUCUGCUUCACCACCAGUACUGUACCCCAGCUUCUGAACAAUCUUUCUGGAGUUGAUCGAACUAUCAGCUAUGCUGGGUGUGUGGCUCAGCUCUUCAUAUCUCUCUCCCUGGGUGGGACUGAGUGCAUGCUCUUGGUGGUGAUGGCGUUUGACCGCUACGCUGCUGUGUGUCGUCCACUCCACUACACGACCAUCAUGCACCCCCUUCUCUGCAGAGCAUUGGCCAUCUUCUCCUGGGUGGGAGGCCUUGUGAACUCUUUCGUUCAGACAGGCCUCAUCAUGACCAUACCUCUCUGUGGCAUCCAUCAGCUGAACCACUUCUUCUGUGACAUGCUUGUUCUCCUGAAAUUGGCCUGUGAAGACACAGGAGGGACAGAGGCCAAUGUGUUGGUGGCUGGAGCCAUAAUCUUGGUGUGUCCUGUAGCACUGAUUCUAGGCACUUAUGCACACAUUGCUCAUGCUGUGCUGAAGAUCAAGUCAAUGGCUGGGCGCAGAAAGGCUUUG
Nannospalax galili (Upper Galilee mountains blind mole rat) is the source of this 510-nucleotide messenger RNA. Its product is annotated as olfactory receptor 10-like. NCBI's taxonomy places the organism in Eukaryota, Metazoa, Chordata, Mammalia, Rodentia, Spalacidae. The transcript has a single exon. Gene Ontology annotation, biological process: G protein-coupled receptor signaling pathway. The record is from RefSeq and is a predicted model, not a curated record. The annotation marks the transcript as partial. Gene Ontology annotation, cellular component: membrane. Gene Ontology annotation, molecular function: G protein-coupled receptor activity; olfactory receptor activity.